Messenger RNA from Gilbertella persicaria, 1840 nucleotides. RefSeq names its product TEA/ATTS domain family-domain-containing protein. Gene Ontology annotation, molecular function: RNA polymerase II cis-regulatory region sequence-specific DNA binding; DNA-binding transcription factor activity, RNA polymerase II-specific. The coding region runs from base 88 to 1758 and encodes 556 amino acids. The transcript has 8 exons. Gene Ontology annotation, cellular component: transcription regulator complex. NCBI's taxonomy places the organism in Eukaryota, Fungi, Mucoromycota, Mucoromycetes, Mucorales, Choanephoraceae. The record is from RefSeq and is a predicted model, not a curated record. Gene Ontology annotation, biological process: regulation of transcription by RNA polymerase II.
UAUAAAUACUUCCUCUUUGCACCUUCUUUUUCCCUUUUUUUUUACUCUCUCUCUCUCUCUCUUUUCUUUUCUUUAUAUAUCUAUAUUAUGUUGGCUUGUGCACAAAACAUUUUUUUUAAUAAUGAAAUUACAACAAAUGAUAACAAUGAUUGUCAGAUCAAUGAUAAAAGAAUGCAUUCUAUAAAAAACAAUCCAAUCCAAUUACCUCCACAACAUGACCCUAAUGUGAACAAAGAGAAAGAAGAGCAACAAGUAUGGCCACCCGAUGUAGAAGCUGCUUUUAUUGAAGCGCUUGAAACCAUUCCAAAACUUGGUAGAAGAAAGAUUUUGGUCAAUGGCAAACCCUGUGGGCGAAAUGAACUCAUUUCUGACUUUAUCUAUCGCAAGACGGGUAAAGUACGAACCAGAAAACAAGUAUCAUCACAUAUCCAAGUACUCAAGAAUACACGAAAAAGUGACCCUCAUUUCAUGCGUUUAUUGACAGACUCUGUUGAGGAUGAAGGAUUUGCCUCUUCCACUACACCACUGGCACGAAAACCUAAACAAGUCAUGCGUCGCCAAAGUAACUUUUCAAGGCCCCAACCCAAGAUGAACUCAUUGCGUUCUUCUGAAUCGUUUUCUUCAGAUGAUUCAUCCAUUUCGUCUUCUUCUUCACCCGCUGAUUAUGUACUUGAUCUCAUGUGUCAUGAUCAACAACAGCAAGUACCACCCCCACUUUCCAUGCAUGAUUCUUUUUAUGAGCCUAUGUUUAAUACCCUGGACACGCAUUCGUCAAAACCCAAUACUAUCAUGGCCACAUCGUCAUUCUCAUUUCAAAAUCUGAAUGAGACUGAUGUAUUGCAACAAUUAUUCCCCUUGACCGAAUCUGCCACGACAGUGAUUGAUCUCUUAGACCAACAAAGCUCCAUCAACAAGUUUCUGAUGAGCAACUACAAGCAAAAAAAGAAACUCGUCAAGAAAUACACAAAACGACAAAAGAAGUCGAUGCAUUACCCUCAUGGGUUGGAUGAACUCAGUAUGAAUCCCAUGUCUUCUUUGCCUUCUCAUGUCUGGAUUGAUCCUUCUCUUUACCCUUUAUGGCCAAACUACCUAUGCCUUUAUCUUGAUAACACAAAUCCUUAUGAACAAACGAUGCCGCAUACAUUGGCUAUUUUACCUGAAUGUAUACCCAGUUGCAUUCCUACCUUGGAUAGUUCCCUUGUCGCUAAAAACAAAUGUCCUCCUGUUUCUGAAAUCACAUCGCAUCCUGCCAUGACUACACUCUCUGCCAAGAUCAAACUGAAUCUCAACUUGAAUAUGAAUGAUUUUAUAUUCAACAAUACUUGUUUCUUUGAGACACAAGAGCGUCGUACGAUUGAAUGCACUACCACUAUUUAUUCCUUUGGCAAUGUUGUGCUAGAAUCAAAAGAAGUGCAACAAGCUUUGUGGUUAAAUGAAGGCAAAUUUAUGUAUAGUUUUGUUUAUGUCAAUCAGUUCUUUGAUGCUUUUAUGAAAGGCAUUCGGUCUUUACAAUCUUGGGAAGAAGUAGAUAUUGCGAUUAAUAAUUUAUGUGUAGUGCAGGUAUUUGAAGAUAUGGAAUCGAAACAACAAACAGUUGAUAGCUUGAUGCUAUCUCAUACAGAUAUCAUGACAAAUUUACUUGUACCUGCCCCUCUUUUAGUGAUGGUAUAUGAAUUUGAAAGAGGACAAGGCACAGUAGAUUUGAAUAUUGUAAAGACCUCUAAAGACUUUGAAUUCUUAUCUUCAACUGAUAUGUAAAAACACACACACACACAUAUAUAUAUAUUUAUGCAUGUACAGAUUCAUUUUUAUAAGCCUAUAGAAUAAAAUUAAUUUAUGC